AUGGCUGGCAAACAAUCCCAAACUGCCAAACGUGCUAACAAGCAGAAUGGCCAACGAGGCAUCUCCUCUGAGGUCUUUCAGGACUCUCACGCUAGAAAUCAGUUGAUAAGCGCACCUAAGUUAACUGAAAAGUCGAAGACCAAGAAACCUAGUAAACUUAAAGUAGGCAAAGAGCAAGCUCUUGCAAGACUUUAUGGUUCUAAGAACAACAAAAAGAAGACUUACUCAGAAAAGGAAUUAAAUCUACCGACUUUGAACCGUGCUAUCGUUCCUGGGGUAAAGAUAAAGCGAGGCAAGAAAGGCAAAAAGUUUGUAGGUGACCACGAUUCAUUACUUUACAAUAGGUUAAUAAGCACGAUCGGCGAUAAAGAUGAAGAGCUGACCGAGAGUAAACUGGAGAAGGCCCGCAGGCUCGAAGAUAUCAGGGAGUUGAAAAGACAAGAAAUCGAAAGAAAAGAAGAGGCUAAGAAGGACAAGCUGGACAGUAAAAAAGGCGAACUCAAGAAGAAAGCAUCCGUCGCCAGAACGCUACGUAGAAAGACUAAGAGAGAUCAAGAACUUGGAGGGGAACAAGUAGCAAGCAAGGAUGAAAUCAGAAGGCCAAAGAAAUCUGUCAGCUUUGCAUAA
Lachancea nothofagi CBS 11611 is the source of this 627-nucleotide messenger RNA. Lineage: Eukaryota; Fungi; Ascomycota; Saccharomycetes; Saccharomycetales; Saccharomycetaceae. The record is from the annotation of a GenBank genome assembly.